Molecule: messenger RNA, 2334 nt
Organism: Theobroma cacao (cacao)
Lineage: Eukaryota; Viridiplantae; Streptophyta; Magnoliopsida; Malvales; Malvaceae
Product: equilibrative nucleotide transporter 3-like
Biological process (GO): nucleoside transmembrane transport
Cellular component (GO): plasma membrane
Molecular function (GO): nucleoside transmembrane transporter activity
Source: RefSeq, a predicted model, not a curated record
CUCUGGCUUUUGCUUUCACCUUCUUUUUCCAAUUGAGUGCUAUCCAUGUCUCGUAGACAAAAAAUUUUUUUCUGCACUUUGGUAAUGUACGGAAUAAUCGGAAACUCCAUGCUUUUCGCUCUUCCCAUAAAAGCGUGAAUUAUGAAUGAACCUGAUCUUCGGUGCUUCUGGUUAAAAGCCUUCCCUAUUCAUAACAAAUACUAUUAGCAUUUUGUGAUUGCGUGAUGAAUGUCAACCUUUUGAUUGCUGGCUUCGGCUUGCCACGCUGCAUCCAGAAGAGGUGAUUAAGUUUGGUGAAAUAGUUCAUACUCAACAAUAACUGAUUCUACUGUGAGAGUGAUGAGACAGAUCAUGAUCGUUGGAUAGUAAGCAGCUUUAUUUCCAAGUAGCUGUACGAGGCAUUUCAUAGAAAGCAAUUAUGGUGUUCCCUGAUGAGGCUUCUCAAAGGCUUGAGGGGAAGUAUGCAGCAAUGGUUGUGUGUUGGCUUCUCGGAAAUGGCUGCCUCUUUUCCUGGAAUAGUAUGCUUACAAUAGAAGAUUACUAUGGUUAUUUGUUCCCGCAUUAUCACCCCUCAAGGGUCCUUACUCUUGUUUAUCAGCCAUUUGCACUUGGAACACUUGCAAUACUGGCUUACAAUGAGGCAAAAAUAAACACAAGAAGAAGGAAUCUAUUUGGAUAUAUCCUGUUUUUCUUAAGUUCCCUGGCCGUUCUAAUUUUGGAUUUAGCUACUUCUGGAAAAGGAGGAAUUGGAACUUUCAUCGGAAUUUGUGUUGUCAGUGGUGCCUUUGGGGUUGCAGAUGCUCAUGUGCAAGGUGGAAUGAUUGGAGAUCUCUCCUACAUGAACCCUGAAUUUAUUCAAUCAUUUGUCGCUGGUUUGGCUGCAUCAGGGGUUAUAACCUCUGGUUUGAGGUUAAUCACAAAAGCAGCAUUUGAGAAUUCGCAGGAUGGUCUUCGCAACGGAGCCAUUCUAUUCUUUGCCAUCUCUGCAUUUUUUGAGCUUCUCUGUGUUCUGCUCUAUGCAUAUGUGUUCCCAAAAUUACCCAUUGUCAAGUACUACCGCUCCAAGGCAGCCUCUGAAGGAUCUAAAACUGUUGCAGCUGACCUGGCUGCUGGUGGCAUCCAAACAUUGCCCCAAACUGCUGAGGAAGACCAAAAACACCAGGAAAGGCUGAGCAACAAAAAGUUACUGCUUGAGAACAUUGAUUAUGCUCUUGACAUGUUCCUGAUAUAUGUGCUAACGUUGUCUAUUUUUCCGGGAUUUUUGUCUGAAGAUACUGGAAAGCACAGUUUAGGCACUUGGUAUGCGCUUGUUUUGAUAGCAAUGUACAAUGUAUGGGAUCUUAUUGGGAGAUACAUUCCACUAGUGAAAUUCUUGAAGCUGGAAUCAAGGAGAGGUCUGACAACAGUGAUACUUUUUCGUUUCUUGCUCAUCCCAGCAUUUUAUUUCACAGCUAAAUACGGUGACCAAGGCUGGAUGAUCAUGCUAACAUGCUUUUUGGGCUUAACUAAUGGUUACCUCACUGUCUGCGUUCUUACUUCUGCACCCAAGGGCUAUAAGGGACCAGAGCAGAAUGCACUGGGAAAUUUGCUUGUUUUGUUUCUCAUAGGCGGCAUCUUCGCAGGGGUCACACUUGACUGGUUAUGGCUCAUAGGCAAGGGAUGGUAAACUUAGGUUCUAAAGCUGGUAUUAAGAAUGAAAGACCACAUUUCUCAUUUGAACGGAUGGUGAAAUUCGAAAUACUGAUUCAUCUAUUCAAACUCGGUGACAUGGUGAAAUUGUUCAAUAGUUGAAGACUCUACAAGCAGCGAUGCUUAAAUUUCGUAUUCAGAUAGAGAUAGUGCCAAAUUCAUAUUGCUUUGUAAAUUUUCUCAACUUCAUGUUCAUUGUCUUCUAUAUAUUAAUCAUUUCAUAAUUGCAGUGAAGAGGACUCAAGAAGCCCGUAUUUGCAAGGCUCAAGGCUGUUUCAGGUAUUUUAGUUAUUUUGGUGAGAGUGUACUGGACUUUUUGGGUCCCAAUGGUUGGGAUGGCUUGGGGCAAAGGAAUCCUUUGCCGUCUGUCUUCUACUGGCAAGCCCAAAGCCAUCUUGGCGUGGAAUCAACAGCAUGACCCCAAUUGGUAGACUCCCAACACGUUUUGAAACGGGCUUUAUUCUACAUCUACCAAACUUGCUAACUGAGCAUUCAGAAAUCAAGAAAAUUCUGACACAACACACGGUACAGGUAGCCCACCAACUGUUGUCGUCUACUAUGAGCAUUUGAAGGCGUAAACUCGUGCGUCAACUCAAUCUGGUACCUACCAUGGAAGCUACAAUUUUGGAGUAAUUAUAAUUAUAG